AUGGUUCCUUUUCGACGCUUAUCGCAGAGGGGCCGUCGCAGCUUCGACAACCGCGACUCCUACGAAUGGCAAGACGAGCGAGACAAACGCAUCAUGACGGCCACCUUCCCCAUACACCCCCUCUCCUCCAUGCAGGCGCCCUUUGAGGAGUCGAUGCUCGACGCCACUGGCGAAACGGGGCACGUUCCCUUCGCCAUUCCCAAGAAGAGCGUUAAGACGCGACAGCAAAUGCUGUGCAGAGAGGAGAAUGCCUCUGAGCCCUCGUGGAACUUCACAUACAACUGCCACUGGAGGAGCAACGCAAAGGGCAAAUUUCAUCCCCUAACAAAGACGGUCGCGCAGAUCAUCUUUGGUGUCCACCUGCUGCAUCAGCAUCUGGAAAAGUCCGUCGCCGAUGUCGCCGACAUAUUGCUCAAGCAUGUCAAUGAGCUCGACAGUUUCCUGCAGCGGGCGAAUGAAGACCUCGAAAGCAGCAUGAAGGACAUGCUGUUCCGGCAUAAAUGUCUAAAGGUGCCCAUGGAACACGUAAACGAAUUCGAUCGCCUCCUCGAAGACCGCUCAUACCGCGCCCAACUCCUCGACGGCAACAUCGUAAUCGAACGCACCAUUGGGCGCAUGUCGCAACUGCUCAACGACUACCUGAUCGACAUCAACGUAUUUCGCGAAGCCAACCAGGAGCUCGAUCUAUACCUAGGCGAUGUGGGAGACGAAUGGACAUACCGCAAUGAGGAUAUCGGGCGCAUAUAUUCAGCCAUGUGUGGCAACACCGGAGGCUGGUCGCAAUUCUUGCAAAGCCUCGUAGCAAAGGCUGAAAGGCUGGGCGUUGUGCUCGUACAGGUCAGCAGUUAUUGCAAUGAGAUCGAGAAGCGGUGUGGCGCUGCAAGUCGCAGAAAUUGCGACACGUACAUCUUCACGAAAUUCGUCCAAUUCGCGCGAGGCACGCCCAUUUCGAAACUUUGCCAACAACAAACCUCUUCCAACCCCCCCACCCGAACGUCCGCCAUUCAUGAGCGCAUCAUCAUCCGGCCGCAGCAGCAACAGUACCAACAACAGCAGCAGCAGCCCGAGAUCACAAACGCAUCCGAUUCCACCACAGAGACGCCCAAACGGAGCGAAGACUCGUCUUCUGCGUCUGCCGUUUCCAACACAGACGUCGAUGUACGACGUCAGGCAAAUCAGUCCGGGUACUACCGUGAUGCCUGGCGCAACGACGAGCAACGUGACGGAGCGACACCGCAUGCAGAGUCUAGUGGUGCAACACAUGUUCCGGGGCACCAGCAUAAAGUGUCUUCGCCAUCUAACCUAUCUGCAGAGGAAAGCGCAUCAGCAACGAAACGCAUGUCGGCGAAACCACAAAACGGAGAAUACAGUCCGCCUUUGACCGGCAAAGAUUCGGCAUAUUGUUCUGUGUCAGGCGCCUCAGCCGUGUCACCGGGCUACGCAUCGCCACGCUCCGUGUCCUCCAUGUCGUCGCGACAAACUGCCCAAUUUGGUCUUUUCCCUAGUCGAAACUUGAGUACGCCGAAAGGUUCCAUGUCGAGUCGAUUAGGUGCCAGCUCUCCUACGUUCAAUCGUCCUGAGCAAACCCCAAAGGCUGCAGACAUGCCAAGCCGACCACCAACCUCUCUGUCCACGUUCUCAGAUGCUUCGAACAAGCGACUUUCCAAGCGAAGUAGCUUCUCAUCUCUCAAACGGCUAUUCACCAAGAAGAAAUCUGGCGAUAUAGGUCCUAUCGCCGAGUGA
Molecule: messenger RNA, 1743 nt
Organism: Alternaria novae-zelandiae
Lineage: Eukaryota; Fungi; Ascomycota; Dothideomycetes; Pleosporales; Pleosporaceae
Exons: 3
Coding region: 1-1743 (580 amino acids)
Source: RefSeq, a predicted model, not a curated record